GAGAAUUGAUCUUUCCCACCGAGAAUUGAACUUGCGAUCCUUGAGACGUUAUGGGUAAGGUUGCUAUCUCUCAUUUGUCCAAGCAAUCAAAUUAAGUCAAGCUUCCAAAAACAUUAUGGGUAGUAGUUCUCUCUUCCCUUUGAGCAAUGAGCAAAACUCAACACUCUGGUCUAAUGAGAGCUUAAGACAAAUACCCCCUCCAAUAUUGCUUACUCUUUGAACUACCAUUCUCAUUGACUCAUCGGGGUAGGAGUUUGGCUCGUCUGCUAUAUCACCCAUAUCAUCUAAUUACACUUAGUCCAUCCUCUGACCAACACCCCAUCUAAUUACACUUAAUUAGUCCAUCCUCUGACGAACGGGGUGUCCAACGUUACAGUCCAUCCCUCUGUUGUCUAGAAUCACCACUACCUGCUUCUGUGACCAAUCGGAGUUGGAAAUACAUUCCUUAAUAUCGUAACCAGCACGGUUUAACAUUUUCGUAGCUUCUACUAACAUCAUGAUCAAAGACAAAUUCAUUACGAAUACGAGUCUUCCACAACCUUUAGAAGAUCUAAUACGAGUUUGUAUGUAUCAUCAGACUUACAAAAAUUACUCGCAUCUCCCAUUCAUUACUGAAUGGUUUCUCAUUCAUAGAUUAUAAUUGUUAAUUGACGGUAUUUCAUAAUAUUUAGUGGAUUUUGUAAUGUUUAAAAAAAUUGAGUGGACUUGCUAGCUGGUCGAGCCUACUUGAUCGGAACCGCUAUUUGUAUCAAACAGUUAUCCAUAUAGACCAAACUAAAACGAAUGUGAAAAUAGAUGCAUGAUAUUUAGCAAAAAAAAAAAAGAAGAUGCAAGAUCCAAAUCAACUUUAAUAUAUAAUCCUACAUAUACAAAUAUAAAAAGCCAUUCGCACAUCGUAUUUGCAAAGUUGCGUUUUCACUUUUCACAUAUAACGUGUGGAUAGACUCGCAUUAGAUUUUAUAGAUAAGCUUCAACACUUGUCAUCUCAUCAUUUUAUCAAAAAUAAACAACUGUCUCACCAAUAUAAUAGUUGUGACGUAGCAUGAGUAAGCACUAAUUACACCCACAAAAUGAGUAAGCACUAAUUAAUUGGUAUAAUUAAGUAAUUAUUUUUACUCAAUUAAUCCUUAACAAUUUGAAGCUAAAAUUAGCAUUUCUAGCUACAAAAUGAGUAAGCACUAAUAGUUGUGACUAUAUACAGCCUGUCAAAUCAUCACCACUAUUAACAUAAAUCUUUUUACCAUAUAGAAAACGUCAUUAUAUAUACAUCUGUAUAAACUGUAAAAACAUAAACAAAUAAACUAUUGUAGUCAUGACAAGGAAGAAGACAAAUCUUGCUUACAUUUCCAAUGUCUCGGCGAGAAAAAGAACACUGAAUCUUAGGAAGAAAGGACUUCUGAAGAAACUUGAUGAAAUCAAGACUCUCUGCGAUGUGGAUGCAUGUGCGGUCAUCUACAGUCCAUACAACUCAACACCAGAGGUGUGGCCAUCAAACUCGGAGGUGCAAAAGGUUAUGGAGAAGUUCGAAAACUUGCCAGAGGAGAAGCAGACAAAGAAAUCGUUUAACCACGAAGAGUUUCUCAAUCAGACAAUCACAAAAGUCCAAAAUCAGGUUAAAAAAUUAAUUGAAGGUAAUAAUGAUAAACUCAUGGAGGAGCUCAUGUUCUCUUGUCUUAAUGGGAACAUGGGAGAUUUGGCUAUAGACGAUAGUAAUCGUGGUAACUUGUGUGAGUUUAUUGAUGGACAUCUCAAGAAACUUUAUCAUCAUAAAAACGUAAUCCUAAAAAAUACGCAUCUUGAGACCGGUGAAUCUUCCUCAAUGGCUAUGGCCAUGGGCAUGCCACCAGUCGCUAUGGCUGAAGCGGGUUCUUCUUUCUUCAACUCUCCUCAACAAACCAAUGAGUCUCAGCCUCUAGUCACUUCAAACCAGGGACAAGAACAUAUUAGUUCUCAUGGAAACCAGUUUCUGAAUGUCCCAACCAAUUUUCCUCAACAACCCAAUGAAGUGCAGUGUGCAGUCUCUUCAAACCAGGGGCUGGAACAUGUUCCUUCACUUAAAAACAACUUUAUGUGUGCACCAAUCUUCAAUUCUCCUCUACUAACCAACGAGUCGCAACCUCUGGUUACUUCAAACCAUGGACCAGAACAUAUUUGUUCUCAUGGAAGCCAGUUUCCGAAUGUCCCAACUUUCAACUUUUCUCAACAAACCAACGAACUACGUCAUACAAUCUCUCCAAACCAGGGGCUGGAACAUGUUCAUUCUCUUGGAAACAACUUUAUGAAUGCACCAACCUUCAAUUCUCCUCAACUAACCAACGAGAUGCAGCAGCCCAUAAUCUUUUCGAACCAGGGAGCCAACCAUGUUGAUUCUCUUGCAAGUAAUCUCCUCCCAGUUAGCAACCAUGGAGUUAAUACUCAAGUUAUGAAUCAGGACGAAGUUUACUAUCCACUAAAUCAGCAAGAUUGGUACGUUAAGGAGAUGAUGGAACAAUCUGAGCCAACAUGCUUUCCUUGGAUGGAAGAAAAUCAUCAUUACAAUCACCGCCAGUUCUAAAGCAUCUUCGUCGAUCCGGUGGACGUAAUGCCAACAAUAUUCCUAUGUUAUCUUAUCCUUUUAGUUUUGUCAACUUUAAGUUUUCUAAGUUAUGUCUUAUCUAUCAUGUCUGAACUGUUAGUGCCAAAAUAUGAAUUCAGAUUAAAACUCUAGAGUCAUUCUAUGUUAUUUAUCUUGGGCAGCAAGUUGGCAAAACUAUGGGCAUUGUUUGCCUUUUUAUCUUGUUAUAUCAUCAUUAUGUGGUGGAGUUUCAAUUC
This is a messenger RNA of Brassica napus (rape), 2811 nucleotides long. Its product is annotated as agamous-like MADS-box protein AGL90. The record is from RefSeq and is a predicted model, not a curated record. Gene Ontology annotation, molecular function: protein dimerization activity; DNA binding. NCBI's taxonomy places the organism in Eukaryota, Viridiplantae, Streptophyta, Magnoliopsida, Brassicales, Brassicaceae. Bases 1313 to 2554 code for a protein of 413 amino acids. The transcript has 2 exons.